GAAGAAGAAGAAGAACUUUCACGCUCUCUACUGUUGUCAGUUUGUUUCUAAUGAUGCUUCCUGCUCAUGCGACCUAUUAUUUUCAAUGGGAAAUCAAGCCUGGAGCAUUGCCGGAAGGAGUUUCAGUACGAACAUUUGGCAGACUGACCUGCUAUGAGCAAGAUAUGUCCAGGGCUACGCUCACAGCUCAGCAUGCUUCCAAGGAACACCAUGUAGUCAUCAAUACCUCGCUUGUGGAACCAUUUCAUCCCAUAAUUGGAGCCCAGUAUUUAGUUCUGGGUGAGACAGAUUCGACUGAUGGGGUGGACAUGAUGGUCCGAGCUCGUGUACUCAACUGUAUAGAUGGUGUAAACAUUCCCCGUCUCCAGAAAGCCAUCACUGAGCAGAGGAGGUUCUUCAAGGAAAGGGAGAGUCAUCGGGACGACGCGGUGCAUAACGCAACUUGAUCUUAAGCGUGUCUUAAAAAAGCAGGUAGUCUAUGUGCUUAGUUUUCUUCUGAAAAAUAUUGGACAUUCCUGCAGUAGGAUCUUUGGUGAUAUUAUGGAUGCGGAAGCCCAUGGUGAUGCAUCACCACGAAGCAAUUGCUACACAUCCCAAAUGUUCUAUAUGGCUCACAUACAUACUAGCAUAAUGUCUGGUUGUGACGUGUUUAAAUCCUCAGCUCAAUUUAGGAAAUAAAUUAAGUCUGAGGGAACCUUUCUUAAAUUUUCAUUUCUAUAUAAGGAAAUAAAAAGUGAUAGAUUUUGACCAUGUGAUAACAAAAAUGUGCACACUUCCUAACAAUUUUCUGAAAAUCUAACAUCUGUUGUAUCCGUCUGUGUCCUUUUU
This is a messenger RNA of Dunckerocampus dactyliophorus (ringed pipefish), 828 nucleotides long. RefSeq names its product TEN1 subunit of CST complex (gene ten1). The record is from RefSeq and is a predicted model, not a curated record. Gene Ontology annotation, biological process: negative regulation of telomere maintenance via telomerase. Gene Ontology annotation, molecular function: telomerase inhibitor activity; single-stranded DNA binding; telomeric repeat DNA binding. Gene Ontology annotation, cellular component: CST complex. The transcript is spliced from 3 exons. Bases 51 to 446 code for a protein of 131 amino acids. NCBI's taxonomy places the organism in Eukaryota, Metazoa, Chordata, Actinopteri, Syngnathiformes, Syngnathidae.